UAACGGAGAGCGUUUAUUGCUCUUCGCCACUAGUAAUGAGCGCUAAUUACACCCGGGGGGGAUAAAAGCCAGGGCAGGCGGCGAGGCCCUUUAAAAUCAGGCUCCCCCGCCGGGCAUGGAGCGUUUCGUCUAUCCGCCCUACAGCGUUUAUCAAAGCUAUGGGGGCACCUUUACCCCCAGCCACAACGUAGCUACGAGGCUACCGUCCAAGCAGAAGCAGCCGAACUGGAAACAAAGCAAGACCGGCGGCAUUUCCAAUCCCUACAGAGGGGUGCUGUCUGCCCCUUCCUCGGCUCCCCCGGCGUCUUCGCCGGAUUAUUUAGACACGUACAAGCGGGCGCAGCUGAAGGCGCUGCUCUCGCACGUCAGCCCGGGCCUCACCCCGCGGCUCCGCAAAGCCAACACCAAAGAAGUGGGCAUUCAGGUGAACCCGCGGGUGGACGCGGCUGUGCAGUGCUCGCUUGGAUCCCGGCCGCUGCAAGCCGUCCGACCUCAAAGCCCCUCGGGCCGGCUCAGCCGGGAGCGGCCGCUCCCGGGCGUCUACUCGCCAGUGCUCGGUCGCCGCCUUUUCACCUUGCCCGAAGCGGCGGUGGAGCCGAAGGAGCCUGCCGAAGGGUCGGACUCGCCACAGCUCACUGAGGAGCCCGAGGCGAAGAGGGUGACCCUAGAGAAGGGGGACCGCGGCCCCGAAGAGAAGGCUGCGCCUGAGAAUGGGCUGCCGGAGGACGCUGCCGCAGGCUUUGCCCAGCAGCAGGUCGGAAAAGGAGGCGAGGCUGGAGAAGGCGGGGGCUGCGCCGCUGAAGAGGGCAAAAGAACCACCUUCCAGUUCUUAGAACAGAAAUAUGGCUAUUUCCAUUGCAAUGACUGCAAGACCAGAUGGGAAAGUGCCUAUGUAUGGUGCAUUUCUGGAACCAAUAAGGUAUACUUUAAGCAGCUUUGUCGCAAGUGCCAGAAGAGCUUUAAUCCCUAUAAAGUGGAAGCAAUUCAGUGCCAUAUCUGUUCGAAGUCUCGUUGCUCCUGCCCCCAGAAAAAAAGGCACAUUGACCUUAAGAGACCCCACCGGCAAGAGCUAUGUGGCCGCUGUAAAGGCAAAAGAUUGUCCUGUGACAACACCUACAGCUUCAAAUACAUUGUUUGAUCUGUACAGUUUGUGUGCUGAGGUUGCAUUUAGCACUAUGCACUUUGUUUCAUGACAUGGAUUUGACUUUAGGAUUCUGACCUGGCAAUGGAUAAUGGACUAAAGAUGUUUGUAAUGCUAAGAUAUAUUUGUAAUUUAUCACUGUACUGCCUAAUUAAUAAAACUUAAAUUCUAAUUUAAUUGUAUUCCUCUUGAUGAGCAUUAAAGAGACAGUAAAGCUGAUACUGUAACUAGAAAAAGGUGGAAAACUUAGAGGGAUUUUUACAUAGAUUAAAUCUUACAAACAAUAUGAUCUUUCUGCCAUCUUUUUGUAGCGAUACAUUUUCAGGAUGUUGGAUACAACUG
Molecule: messenger RNA, 1483 nt
Organism: Candoia aspera
Lineage: Eukaryota; Metazoa; Chordata; Lepidosauria; Squamata; Candoiidae
Gene: ZAR1L
Product: zygote arrest 1 like
Exons: 4
Coding region: 116-1138 (340 amino acids)
Biological process (GO): translation
Cellular component (GO): cytoplasm
Source: RefSeq, a predicted model, not a curated record